UGCUGCAAAUAAGUGGAAGUACAGAAGCAGAUGUGAAGAUGGUUUUCUUUGCGACCGUGCUCCUGCUCUGUUAUUUGUGUGAAGCAGAGUUCAGUGACGUCUCUCAGCCUGUUUCUGUACAAACGCUGAAGAUUGGAGAAUCAGUGACCAUCGAAUGCUUUAUAAAGAGUAUAAUUAAUAACAGAGUGUGGUACAAACUUACAGCAGACAGAAGACUGCAGGUGAUUGCAACGUAUUCUUCUCGCUACAAUUGGAGUGUAGUUAGUGUUGAUGAACUGAAACAUCGUUACUCAGUAAACUCCAAUGGGAACAAUAAUCACCUGACCAUAUCAGCAGCGUCUUGGGAUGACGCUGGGACGUAUUUCUGUGGAGUUUUGCGGCUAACUGACAUUCAGUUUGGGUCAGGAACCUUGUUGAUGCUAAAAGGUGUGAAGCUGAACCAGUCUGAUGUCCAGCCGCCAGUCGGGUCAGAGGACGCCGUGCCUUUCAGCUGUACUUUCCACGCCGCUCAGUGCACAGCAGAGGACACUGGGGUCAUGUGGCUGAAAACCUCUCAGCGUUCCGCUCCAGAAGUUAUUCACGUGUCUGGGAAAACAGACGACUCCUGUAGGAGGACCGAGCGCGGAGAAAUGACCUGCGAGCACAAGCUCUUCAUCAGAGACGUCGACUCUGACGGAGGUGGAACCUACUACUGCGCCGCCACCGUGUGUGGACAGACACAUUUUGGAAAUGUGACCAUGGUUUUUAACAGUUCACUGAAUCCAACUGUUGUUGUUCUGGUGACGUCAAACAUCAUUUUUGGGAUCAUGACUCUCCUCCUUUUCUGGAUGCUUUGUAAAUCCCAGAGGAAAGCGUCUGCUCGGGCCCCGAAAAGAUCUUUUGUUGAUCAGACUGCAGAAUCCGUCAUCUAUUCGAGUUUGUCUUCGCCCCACCGAAGCGUCGAUUGCCAAUCGUCCACGGUGACGUACAGCACUGUGGACAGUGUGGUUUAUUCUGACACUAGAAGCUGAAGAACAGAACCAUCUUGG
Poecilia reticulata (guppy) is the source of this 1028-nucleotide messenger RNA. RefSeq lists its product as uncharacterized. The record is from RefSeq and is a predicted model, not a curated record. Gene Ontology annotation, biological process: response to bacterium. Lineage: Eukaryota; Metazoa; Chordata; Actinopteri; Cyprinodontiformes; Poeciliidae.